CCCUUUUCCUGACGCACGCCUGGUAUGCAAACAUAAAUUUAGCAGCAACGUGUUUGCUGGGGGAACAAAAUAUCUGGAAGUAACCGUGAAGUGUCAUGUCGUCUCCGGCAGUUCUUGGCUGACUUUUACCUUUUUCCCCUCUCUGUGUAAACUUGAGCCGGAGCGCCGCGCGGAGAGGAGAGCAGACCUCUUUCUCCCUCAGUGACUGGGGGACAGACUGGGACAGACGGACAGAGAGCGGGCAAUCCCAGUCGCCUCUAUACAAUCUGAAAUUACACUGCAUUUAUCAGCGUUAGAGAUGACAGGGGGCUGCUUAUGGACGACUGGACUGCUUCUUCUCGCUGUCUGUGUGAAGGUUGCUGUAUGGGCCAACGAUGGGGGCGCAGUGUUCAUCAGAGAAUUCACUUUGAUUCGACGAGACCACCUUCCAGAAGAGCCUCUCCAUGAUGUCAGCCAAAAACCAGAAGACCCUAGCUCGCGGACGGCCCGAUCAGAAGAGGACAGAGACACUCUGUGGGAUGCCUGGGGCUCAUGGAGUGAAUGCUCCCGUACCUGUGGAGGAGGCGCCUCAUACUCCCUCAGACGAUGCCUCAGUUCCAAGAUCUGCGAAGGGCAGAAUAUCAAAUAUCGCACAUGCAGUAAUGUGGAUUGCCCUCCAGAUGCCGGUGAUUUCCGUGCCCAGCAGUGUUCAGCUCAUGCAGAUGUGCGAUACCAGGGUCAGUACCAUGAGUGGCUGCCUGUGUACAAUGACCCGGACAACCCCUGCACUCUCAAGUGCAAAGCCAAGGGCUUGGGCAUUGUGGUGGAGCUGGCGCCCAAGGUGCUGGAUGGGACACGCUGUUACACCGAGUCCUUGGACAUGUGUAUCAGUGGAGUCUGCCAGAUUGUAGGUUGUGAUCAUGAGUUGGGGAGCACAGCUAAGGAGGACAACUGCGGUGUCUGCAAUGGAGAUGGCUCAUCCUGCAGACUGGUGCGAGGACACUACAAAUCCCAGCAUGCUUCAGGAAAAACUGAGGACACAGUUGUUGUCAUCCCCUAUAAGAGUCGCCAUGUACGUCUAGUCCUGAAAGGCCCGGAUCACUUGUACGUGGAGAGUAAGACUCUACAAGGGGUAAAAGAUGAACUGGUCUUGGAUAAAUCAGAGCACUACCACCUGGAGAACACCACCUUGGAUUUUCAGAAACUUUCAGAUAAGGAGGUCCUGAGAAUCACUGGCCCACUCGGAGCUGACUUCACAGUCAAAGUGCAGUUUGCCAGUGGAGCAGACAGUGUGGUCCAGUACAUCUACUACCAGCCCAUCAUCCAUCGCUGGAGAGAGACCGACUUCUUCCCUUGCUCCGUCACGUGUGGUGGUGGGUACCAGCUAACCUCAGCAGAGUGCUUUGACCUUCGGAGCGGCCGGGUGGUUGUGGAUCAGUAUUGCCAUUAUUACCCAGAGAACGUCAAACCAAAACCCAAACUCCAGGAGUGCAACAUGGAACCCUGCCUGGCCAGUGACGGCUACAAGCAAAUUAUGCCAUAUGACCUCUACCACCCACUGCCUCGAUGGGAGAGCAGUCCCUGGACCGCCUGCUCCACCUCCUGCGGCGGAGGCAUCCAGAGUCGCUCUGUAUCCUGUGUGGAGGAAGACAUGCAGGGUGUCAUCACUCCCACUGAGGAAUGGAAGUGUCUCUACUCCCCCAAGACGGCUAUCCUGCAGCCCUGCAACACCUUCGACUGCCCCACCUGGUUGGCACAGGAGUGGUCACCUUGCACGGUGACCUGUGGUCAGGGUCUGCGCUACAGGGUGGUGUUAUGCAUCGAUCACAGAGGACUCCAUGCUGGAGGUUGUAACCCCACCACUAAACCCCACAUCAAGGAGGAGUGCCUGGUGACUGUGCCCUGUUUUAAGUCCAUAGAUACGCUCCCAGUUGAGGCAAAACCUGUGUGGCAUAAGCAGGCCAUAGAGCUGGAGGAAGAGAUCAGUGUUACUGAGGAACCCACCUUCAUCCCUGGUCGCUGGCAGUCCUGCAGUAGGACAUGCGGUGCCGGGACCCAGCAACGGACUGUCAAGUGUCAGGUGUUGCUGUCCUUCUCUCAGACUGUUGCUGACCUGCCCGAUGACGAGUGUGAGGGGGUCAAACCUGCUACGAGUCAGCCCUGCUACCGUACUCCAUGCUCUGGUGUUUUGGGCAAAGGAAAAGAAAGUGAAGAGGAGGGGGAGACACCUGAAAGAGAGGAACUGCACGACUGGGAGUAUGAGGGAUUUACGGAGUGCUCAGAGAGUUGUGGGGGAGGUGUACAGGAGGCUGUGGUCAUCUGCCUGAACAAGCAGACCAGGGAGGCAGCAGACCAGAGCCUGUGUGUGAGUGCCCGUCGGCCCCCACAGCUCCUCCAGGACUGCAAAACUCAGCCCUGCCCACCCAGGUGGGAAACAGGGGAAUGGAGUUCAUGCUCUGCUACCUGUGGCGUUGGUCUUAUGACCCGCACUGUGGCAUGCACUCACCGGCCCUCUCAAGACAGCAAUCGUACUAAGGUUUUGAGGGAUGAAGACUGUCAGAACCCAAAGCCCAGUCCUGUCCAAGCCUGCAACCGCUUUGACUGCCCUCCUACGUGGGACACACGUGACUGGGGACAGUGCUCCCAGAGCUGUAGUGGUGGAUUUCAAAGGAGGCAAGUCCUGUGCAAACAGCGGUUGGCAGAUGGCAGCAUCCUAGAGCUGCCUGACACCUUUUGCCCUUCCAAGAGCCCUGCAAACCAGCAGCCCUGUGCCAAGCAAGAGUGCCCACCUCAGUGGGUCACAACUGACUGGUCCAAGUGUUCAGUGACCUGUGGAAAAGGCAUUCAGAGACUACAGUCAAUCUGCAGGAAACAAGGGGAAGAUGGGGGACAUUGGACCGUAGACCCUAAGAACUGUUCCCUGAUGGCCCGGCCCACCAGAAUCCGACCAUGCUCCCAAAGGCUUUGUGAGAACUCUGUCAAGCCCGAUCCCACCAUACUGGCCCAGAGGAAGGUGUAUAUCCAGUGGAGGAAGGGCAAAAAGUUACACUUGAUAGUGGGAGGUUAUGCCUACCUAUUCCCCUGGACAACAGUGGUCCUUCGCUGCCCAACCCGCCACUUCCGCAAGGGCCACAUCCGAUGGCUGAAGGAAGGAAAGCCCUUGGUCAGCCUCCCACACCUCUCCAUAACAUCACUAGGAUACGUGAAGAUUCAGCAGGUUCGUGCAUCUGAUGCCGGGAUAUACACAUGCGUUGCAGGUCAGGCACAAGAACAUUUUGUCCUACAGAUCAUUGGCAGCAAGCAGAAGCUCUCUGUUCCAGAGCCAUGGCUCCACGCAGGUGGACAACAAAAGGUUGGUCAGCCAGAUGUGGCCUUAACAGGAGAAAGAUUUCAGGAGCUACCCAUCUCCCUCAACCUAUAUGACAACAUUGUUGAGCAUUUGCUUGAACUCAAAGGCUCUCUCCAAGAUGAAAAAGACAUUUCUGAUAAACCACACUCUAGUGAAAAGAACAGGUCGACCCUGGAGGAUGAGAGAGCAAGCUCAGAACUUUCAAGCCCGCUCCUACUCACAGCUGAUACCUACAGGCUGGAUGAGAUCAUGCACAAUCACUCUGAAGGCCUCAGAGGACCGUGGGGGGAACAACUCAUCGCACAAUUGCUCAGUGAGCUCACUAUGACACAAGAUGAAACCAAUGAGUCUACUCUUCAUCCCCCGGAAAGUGCGGAAUCCUCCACCCAAGGGCCCCUCCUUUACAAACCAAACAUCAAAGCCCACGCAUCCAGGUCAAGAAGCCCGGUAAUAAUCCAACGGCCCAGGAAGGUUGGAGUGGUGCCGCCACCUGAAAUUGUGGUUCAUGUGGGGCUGCCAGUUUCGCUGCAGAAACCCAUUGCUAGUUUGGAGCUGAGGUGUGAGGCACUGGGGAACCCUGAACCAUCCCUAACAUGGACAAAGAAUGGAAAAGUGUUGCAGUACAACAGCAGAGUAGGCCUGUUGCCCACCGGCUCACUGAGGAUCCAGUCUCCAAGCAAGGUAGAUGAGGGUCUGUACACCUGCACUGCCAGGAACCAUCUUGGAUCUACAUCUCUUUCAUCUUGGCUGCAGAUUACAGGUGGCAAAGGAAGAAACUGUGUCCAAGGUAAUGGCAUGGGAGCAAAUGGCCCUAUUUGCUCUGAGAAGAAUAACAGCAGCCAGUCAGCUGAGCUGUGUCAUGGACAAGCCUGCCCCCUCAGGUGGCGAGUGGAUCCUUGGUCACCAUGCUCAGACAGUUGUGGAGGUGGGUCCCAGACCAGGAGUGUGCGCUGCAUGAAGGGUCCUGAGGGCAGAUCAAGAGAGGUGGAGAGCCAGCACUGCCUUGACACAGGGAGGAGACCCUCUGACACCAGGUUAUGCAACCUACAGCCUUGUGCCAGAUGGGCCACUACCCACUGGGGACUGUGUCAUGGUCAAUGUGUGGGUCCCAGUUUGGCCACACAGCACCGCCAUGUUUACUGCCAAGACACAAAUGCCACCAAAGUCCCCUCCAGGAUGUGUAGUGGACUCAAGAGGCCCAGCUCCCUGAAGAAUUGCUCCACAGAGGCCUGUGCCCUUCAUUGGCGCGUAGGGCUGUGGACGCUGUGCACUGCCACCUGUGGACGGCAUGGUUUCCAGUCACGCCAGGUGACCUGCGCGCACCGUCGAACAGGAAAGGCCACACGUGAACAUCACUGCAUGUGGAGGCCUCGACCUCCCAGCUGGCAGCGAUGCAAUGUUUUGUCCUGUGGCAGAGGAGAGUGUCGAGACAGCACGAGGUACUGUGAGAAGGUUCGACAGCUGGAGCUUUGUCCGCUGCCCCAGUUUAAGAGCCGCUGUUGUCAUUCCUGCCAAAACACCUGAGGCGGGGACAUAAGACGAGGGCCAUGGACGACCUGGAUAGGUCAGGGAAGACGCUCAGACAGCCAACAGAGACUUGAAACCUCUAUGCCCCGUCCUUAAACCCACAACUGUCUUCAAUGACCAGUCUUGGAUGGGGAUACCUGAGUGUGGAGCAAUGUUUGGAUGGGGAUACCUAGAGUGGCUGUGAUCUACUUUCCUCAAAGAUAUCAUGUGUGAGUUUGAAUUUGAAAGUUUUGAGAGGAGUGACAUGUCUGUUAAUGAAGGCUUCAGUUUUACUUAUUUUUUUUUAUUUAUCUGAAGUUCAUGCCGACAGCUUUCUUAAAUUAUGCAAAAGUAACUGAGAUACAUUUCCAUUGUUAGUCAUAGAAACUUGUGGUGACUGUGCGAUUUCAUAAAGGGGAACUAACGGCUGUCCCAAAUGGUAUCUGGUGUAGUUUCAGGGGUUUCCUAAAACAAAUGCUGCACCACCAUCUUCUAUUUUAGCACCAUCACUUCAUGUCCAAAAUAGGGUGCAUAUUAUCAUGAGAUUUAGCAUACAAUACACAAAUAUGUAAUUAAUCUACUUUUUUUUAAAUUGAUUGACUUCAUACCCAGAGAUUCUGGGUAGACCCCUGAGCUUUUGAUAACCACUGGAUAGUUGUGUGUUUGCCUUUAUUGCAAUGGUCUCCAAAACAGUGUUGAUAGACAAUUUUGAUACUAAAUGAGCUUUUAAUAAUGAGGCAUGAGUAAACUCUUGUUUAAAACUGAAAUACAGCAUAAUGCUGCCUAUAAAUGGGAAGUAGCUAGCAUGACAAAAAGCCUAAUAUAUGAUAAACGCUAUCCAUUUGGUAUCAGCUGCCUGGGAAAUAGAUCAUGAUGUGUGCUAUCAUUUUGGAUCAUUUAACACGUGUUUACCGCAAUGAUUGGUCAAGUCAUUUAUAGAGGAAAGGAAUUAUGAUUUCAGGUGUUUUAUGUGCUUUUUUUAGCAGAAUAAAAAGUAGGACAUGAUAAAAAUUUAUUUUGCAUGGGUUGCACUAUGGAGGUGUAUGACUGAAGCAAGUCAAUUUUUGGAAAAAAAAAACACACUUAUUUUGCACUCAACUCAUCUAAGUCUUUGUUAAGAACAUGGCUUGUAGAGUUUUUGUUGUUUUGUAAAGGUACAUUGUUUAUAUUUUGUUUUGUGAUGUUUGUUAUUUCUUGGAAUGAUAUUUGUUAAAAUGUCCCUUUUAACCACUUUGUGACGUUACAGCACGUUUAAACAUGAGGUGAGCAGAAUAGUUCCUAACUGAAUCAGUAAAGCUCAGUUUAUCCUGUCCACCAAAUGAUAUUUUCGCUUUAGUGUGACAUUAGAGGAAAACAACAGUGUUACAUUUGACAGUUCUUAUGUAACUCUUCUCCCUUUCAGAUUUCAGUGUUAGUUGAACUUAAAAUAUGUAAAAAUGACCUCUGUGUUAUAUUUUGAUAUUGGUAAAAACAGUAGGGAACUUUUUAAAGAUCAUCAUUAAUGUACCAUUUUUUACAUUACUGUGCCAGAUAGCCAGGGUUUGCACUUUUGACAUUAUAUCCUGGGUUCUACAAUGCUUCAUCAUCAAGUGCAACACAUACCUUAGCAGACUACUUGGCCUUUCAUUUAGGUGUGAUUAUUUGAUUUUAUGAGAGGAAAACCUCAUUGACAUUACUUAUGCCCUUAAGUUAUGUAGAUAUUUGUUUUGUCCUUUUAACUAUUUAUUUCCAUGAGUGUUCUUGUGCAUAGUUUUGUAAAUAAUUACAGGGGUGGGUUUUAAGUAUUAAUUUCCCUACAGUUUUUUUUUGUUUUGUUUUGGUAUUUGAUGUGCAUGCAAUGGGGACCCCUGCUGGUGACUUGAUGUAUUGCUCUCUGCUCAUGCCUGGUUAAUCAUUAAAUAAAACCAAAUACAUUCCUUUUA
Siniperca chuatsi (mandarin fish) is the source of this 6756-nucleotide messenger RNA. It is a transcript of the gene adamtsl3, whose product is annotated as ADAMTS-like 3. Lineage: Eukaryota; Metazoa; Chordata; Actinopteri; Centrarchiformes; Sinipercidae. The transcript has 26 exons. The record is from RefSeq and is a predicted model, not a curated record. Gene Ontology annotation, cellular component: extracellular matrix. Gene Ontology annotation, molecular function: metalloendopeptidase activity. Gene Ontology annotation, biological process: extracellular matrix organization. The coding region runs from base 299 to 4852 and encodes 1517 amino acids.